UUUGACAGUGCACUUUUGUUGUACACUAUCGGUCGAGAUAAGUCCUCUAAAAACCCUCCAAAAAUAGUUCUCAUUUUCGGUUAAAUUAAUUUGUUGUGACAAAUAAAAUUGUUGAAUGCACAAGCGCUUGUCUAGUGGUCAACAGUUUAACCAGCCAGCAUUCAAGAUAAAUCUACGGUGAACACAUAAUGACGACAGUAACUGUGAAGCUAAGCGACAUUGCCGGUUUGGACGGUCCAAAUUGCCGGAUCAAAGAUCCAAAAGUAGUGGAACACAAACUCAGUCAAUUAGCUGGUGGUGGCGUUGACCGGUUGCAAAUUGUAGCCGAUUUCGAUUUUACCAUUACAAAGCGUAAACUGGAAAACGGCGAACGAGUGCUGAGCAGUUUCGGUUUACUGGAACAAUGUCCGUCGUUGCCGGAAAGUUUUCGCAAACAAUCGAUUGCACUCAAAGACAAAUUCAUUCCCAUCGAAAUCGAUCCGCACAUGGACAAAUCGAAGAAAAUCGAAGCGAUGGUCGAGUGGUGGACAUUGUCGUGUAAUUUACUUAAGGGAUUUCCGUUGACCCAAGAAGAAAUCGAAUCAAUAGCCCAGCGAUACAAGGACGCGACAAGGGAUGGAGCAAAAGAUUUAUUUGACAAACUUUACCAAGCAAACGUUCCGAUAUUGAUCUUUUCCGCCGGUCUUGGCGAUUCGGUCAGAGCGAUGCUCAAAAAUUUCAACAUGCUGCUGCCGAAUGUAAAGGUUGUUUCAAAUUUCCUGAAGUACAAAGACGGACAAUUGGAUGGCUUCGAUACGCACAAUAUGAUUCACGUUUUUAACAAAAACGAAAGUGCACUUAAGGGCUCUAAAGACUUUGACCUGCUCCAUGACCGUAAUAAUAUCAUUGUGAUGGGCGAUUCGCUCGGCGAUGCGGGUAUGGGUGAUGGUUGUGUUAGUGGAAAGGAUGCUCAUAUAUUGAAAAUUGGUUUCCUCAACGAUCACAUCGAAGCCAAUCUACCCGCCUACUUGGACGCCUUUGAUAUUGUGUUGAUGGACGAUCAAACAAUGAACGUUCCCAGAAAGAUUGUCGAUGCCAUAACUGCCUAGCAGUAGCGGACGAGGUUCUAUUUUCCUUUUUUUUUAUUAAAAAAUAAUUUGCAUUGAUUGCGAAGUAAAUGAAGAUUUGACAGAAGAAAAACAAAA
Bradysia coprophila is the source of this 1184-nucleotide messenger RNA. It is a transcript of the gene cN-IIIB, whose product is annotated as cytosolic 5'-nucleotidase IIIB. Lineage: Eukaryota; Metazoa; Arthropoda; Insecta; Diptera; Sciaridae. Gene Ontology annotation, biological process: lipid metabolic process. The record is from RefSeq and is a predicted model, not a curated record. Gene Ontology annotation, cellular component: cytoplasm. Gene Ontology annotation, molecular function: lipase activity; magnesium ion binding; 5'-nucleotidase activity.